AUGGCUGAAUUGGAGGCCGAAAUUACACAAAGAGACAUGGAAGAUGACGAAGACGAAGAGAUUGAUGAUGAUAGUAUUAUGCAAACUAGAGAUUCCAUUCUACACAUGGAUUAUCGGAUAUACUGGAUACGCGAAAGAGUCAUGAAGUUUUUGGGAAUAACUGGUCACGAGCUGCUCUUCUACAAGCUUCUAAACGCGAACAAUCGGUACUACGAGGACAAACUGUUAAAUUUUUUGAUACUCGACAUUUCCGGAGUAACGAACCUCGAGAAUAAAGUAAUAUUUUUCUAUGUAACUUACUACACUGAAAUCGUUCGAAAGGAAGUUCCAGUAUGGGAAAAAAAGAUCUUGAAGACCGACAAGAAAAUCAGCAAGACGAGAGGCAGGAGAAAAUUUAAGAGAAGCAGAACAAAGACUCCAAAAUUGGACCCGAGCGCGAUUCUGGCUUUGCUCGAGCAGUCCACUAUGACUAUACGAUCGCAACAAGAGUCAACGAUAAGUACUAUCAGCGAAGAGGAAACCGUGGACCUGGACGAGGAAGAGGCCGAGGGUGAAGAGGAAGAGGAGGAACCAGAAGAGGAAGAACCGCAAGAAAUCGGUAGCGGCGAUAGUUUGAGUCAGUCCCAGAAAAAAGAUCAAUCCGACAGCGUUACUACUGACAGUUUAACUUUCGUGCCACCGCCAGGGGACGAGGACAAAUAUGUUCUGACGAAAAAAAUGGUGGAGAAAGUACGAAAGGUGCCGAUGCUUCAUAUGAUAUGCGGCGAAUUGGACGGUGGCAGGACAGAUUUGCAAGACGUGACACUGUUCUAUUUUCUGAGAACGUCGGAUCAGGGUAUACCUUCCUUCGACUCUUACCAGGAGUGCAGCGAAAAGAUCACUAGUUAUCUGGCUGUUGGGUCCCUGCAUGGAAAGUUUCUAGUCUCUCUAAAUAGAAUGCUCGUUCAGGUGUUCAGACCAUUGGUGGAGAGUCAAUUCCAAGGACCAAAGUUCUCAGAAACCAUUAAAGACUCAGACUCGGAUGACGAUGAUGAACCACCUAGUCUGAUGCAACUCAUAGAGACUAGAAGUUCGAUCUUCAGGAGACCGUCAGAAUUUCGCAGAGUGUCCAUGGUGAUACAAAAGAAACAAGCUUUAAAGUUUGAGAAAGAGGAGAGAGCGGUAUCGUUGAAAGACGACGUGAAAGAUACUGAACCGAAACCAGACCACGACGUCCACAAGACUUCCAGUGUAAAUUUCGACGAAUUGGCGGAUAAAACGAGGACAAUCGGAAAGGCUCAGGCAAUUCAGUCAUUCGACCAGAGCAAAAAGGAUAUCUUGUCUUAUUUGGAUAAAUUAAUACACAGCGUGGAAUGGACUCUGGAAAACAUAGAAGGCGACAUUCUGCUGACGAUGCCAAACAUACCGAAGCUCGAGGACCCGAACGUCACCGACGAAAUGUUGGAAAAGGACAAACAAGUGAUCGAGCAACUCGAAAAUGUAAUAAUGUCUUGGGGAGUGCACAUACAAAAGGUCUUGGAAUCGUUUCAAACGAAAGUACCUCAGGGUAACGGCCCGUUGGCUGAGUGUAGUUAUUGGCAAGACCGAGAGACGGGAUUAUUGAUGCUGGUCGAACAGUUGAAGGCCUCCAUAGCUCGAAGGAUUUUAGGCGUGUUGAAUAAUGUGCUUUCGCCGAUCGCCUCGAAUUUCGAAUACUUUUACGCGGAUCUCUGGAAAUUUUACGCGGAGGCCAGGGACAACAACAGAUUCCUUCAAACUGUUAUAAGAUACUUCAAACUAAUCGCAGAGUCGGAUUCCUUCAAAUCCAUCACACAGGCCAUUGCGUCACUGAUAGAAGGAUUGAGAAUGAUUUGGGUGCUCUCAGGCUAUUAUUCCUCCGAAGAGAAAAUGAUGGGUUUGCUGGAGAGAAUAUCGUGGCAGCUUUGUCAGAACGUGAUCGAAAACUUGUCGAUUAAAAACCUCUUCAAAAAACCUUUGGAGGAGAUUCUACGUCAGACAGACGAAGCUCACACGAUGCUGAAGAGUUGGAAAACGACUUAUCUGAAGCACAGAGAGGACAUCGAGAUCUCAGGGAAAGGGAUGCGUUGGGAGUUCGAUCAGAAACGAUUGUUUCAAGGAACAGAGUACAUAGCUUUCGUCUGCGACGGCCUUAAUCAAAUCGCGAACGUACUGCAGGACUUUUACAACGUCUUCGGACCCCAUCUGAAGUCCAUAAUCAGCGAUCCAGCGCAAAUCGAUACCAUAAUAAAGAGGGUCGCUAGGUUGACUCUACCGAUCCAGGAGGCAGACUUCAACAUCUACGACGAGUUCAAUAAAGAGAAUUGGGAAGCGACUAUGACCUGGUUUUACGAGAAAGUGCAUUUCCUUGAGAACGAGGCGAGAUUCUUUAUCGACGAGUGUUUCAUGGCACUGAUAAACGCGGAGGAAGCGUUGGAAGUGCUUCUCAAAUUUAAAGACACGAAGACUAGGAAUACCAUUCACGAGCAAUUGUUAAGAAAGUUUGACGUUAUCGUGCAACAGUUCAGCAAAGAAAUCAGUAUAGUCGAGGGCAUAUAUAACAGAGGCAAACGGAAUCCACCUCUGUUAACGUAUCAUCCGCCGACGGCUGGCGCCAUAUUCUGGAUCAAACAGCUGUUCCAUCGAUUGAGGAAUCCAGUCCUGACGUUGCAAAACAUUCCGGAAUUGAAGCACAGCGAAUUGAAGUUGCUCGCUUUCAGCCAGUACGUCGAAGUCGCCAAGCAAAUGAAAGCUUUCGAGGAAUCAAAGUUCAACGCGUGGGUCGACAAGGCAAAGUUCGUCGUGCAAAGCACCAUGAAGAAGAGCGUUCUGAAGAUGGUGGAGUUAGAACCGGACAAAGGUGUGCUGACGUUCCCAGACACGGAGAAAGAGUUAACAAACGUUCAGACCAUUCACAUGUCGAAGAAGGCAAGGAAUAAGAAUUUCGGUUCCCCCGGCUCGACGUCUCAGAGAUCGAUUCAAAGGAGCGAUGCUCAGAUCUCGAAACCAAGCAUCGAAACUGGUAGUUCGGGAGCUGCUAGUUGGAAGAGGCGAGGAGGAGACGCCAAGAGCGAAUCUAAAGGAAUGUUUCAGUCUCAUAGAGGCCCCAAGUCGUCUACGAUGUCUUCUUUAGUGGACAAGCAAGGCCACGGGACGAAGAUCACUUGGACAGAGUUUAUGAGCGGCACGAUCUCGAUAGAAUGUCAGCUCCGUUUUGAAGUGAACUUUGACCCGAAAAUAUUCGAGAUUAUUCAUGAGGCUGAAUUAAUAGAGCAAUUGGGAUUUGAAAUAUCGCCCGUGAUAAAAGAUGUCGCCAUUCAAAGGGAUCGAUUAAGAAAGGAUAUCGACGUUACGGGGAGAAUGAUUCAACAAUACAACGAGAUGAUUGACAAAAUGGACAAGGCAGACAUACAAUUACUGAGCACCACGCUCCUGGAGGUUGAAAAGUAUAUUCAACCCGGCGUGAUGCGUUUGAAUUGGGACUCUCUGAAUAUAACAGAUUACGCAAACAACUGUGUAAAGUUAUUGAAAGAUCUGAACUCGGUCAUGGACCAAAUUAACCAUAUGAAAAAGGAUCUCGACAAUAGAAUAAGUCACGAUCUACAGAGCUACAACCUGUUUUCUCUGCCCCUCGAACUGUACGAAACGAAAGAACUAUUGCCAUGCAAGACCUACUUUCAAGAAAUUCAGAACCGAAGGACAGAGCUGGUAACCGCGAUGGUGAAGAUCUACAAAUCGAUAAGCCCCAUAUUGAGGAAGCUCGAAAGCUUGGUAAUAGGGACGUCCACUGGUAAAAGUUCAUCCAUGCAGCUUUUCUACGAAAAAUACGAGAAGAAAUUGUUCAACGCGUUCAUAAUGUGCAUGGUCAGCAACUUGGAGGUCUUCAACAAAAUGCUGAUCAGUUUCACGCCGAUCUUUCAAAUAGACGCCGUGUUAAUCGCCUCGGAGGCGGUAUUAAGACCGUCGCCCAGCGAGAUUUAUACCAUUAUACUUCAGAACGCGAAGAAUCUGCUGGAUCAUUUGAAAUCUUUUCCUAGGUGGAUGAAUGGAACCUGCUUGGAGUGUCCGCGUCAGAAAAAGAACGAUUCAGAAGAAUUCAUAACGAUUAGCUUCUACGAGGAUGUCAUGAGCAUUCAAGUGGUCAAUGAUAAUAUACUAUCGAUCCAAGCAUCGGCGCACAAACUAGCGUUGGAAUCUUGGCACUAUUUGCACAGAUGGAAGAAGUAUAGCAAUCUUUGGUCCUUCGAUAAGACUUUGGCGGCCGAGAAAUUCGCCCACACGUCGCCCACCCUCUUCCACUACGACGAAAAAUUCGUGUUUUACAACAAUAUUCUCGAAGAACUCGUGGACAUAGAGUCACAUUUUGACUUGUAUUGCAUACGCAUUAAUCUUCAUCCCCUGUUGUCUGGUGUCGAGCAACACGCCAACGAGUGGAAGCAAGUGCUGGGCAACUUUCUGCUAGCCGAAACUGUCCAGGGAAUGAACGACUUGAAAACGAUGAUCGAAAACUUCCGCGGCCAAGUCGAGCUCGUGAUCACUGGCUUAGAUCGUUUCACGUCGGUCAUGCAAGCGAUAUCCGACAUAAAGAAAACCGCUAUUCAGGCCGAAGUUCGAUUCAAAACUUAUCAGGAAACGUUUCGAACUUUUCGCGGACACGGAAUUACAUUUCCCGAGGAGGACGAACAAAUGGCUUUAAAUCUGCAACGUGAUUGGGAAUCGCUUUACCUGGGCGCCCUGUACAGGGCAUCGACCCUCGAAAGUACUUGCGACAGGUUCUCGGAGAUGACGCAGGAACAGAUACACAACUUCCUGGUGGAACUCGGGCAGUUCUCUGAAGAUUUCGAGAGAAACGGUCCGGGUAGCGUCGAAGAAAACUUGGAACUUGGAUUGAAAAAGAUGGAUGAAUACGGGAAACUGAUCGCCAAGUACGAGGAGAGACGUAUCAGCAUGAUCAAUUCGGAGCUGCUGUUCGAUCUUCCAGCGACCGAUUACACGAUCUUUCUGAACAUCAAAAAGGAAUACGAAGGGAUGGAGAUGUUGUUCGAUCUGUACAAAGAACAGAAGCACGCUAGAAACGAGUGGGCUCAGACACUUUGGGUGAAUCUAAAUCCUCAGCUGCUGAUCGACGGCAUGGAUCAUUUCAUCAGGAUGUUCCGAAGGUUUCCAAAGUUCGUUAGAAGCUCCGCCAUCGGGCAAGUCUUGGACGCGAACAUGAAGAGCUUUAAGAACUCGGUGCCGUUGUUCAUCGAGCUGAAGAACGAAGCUAUGCGCGAAAGACAUUGGAAAGAACUGAUGAAAAAGACUGGACAGCAUUUCGACAUGGACCCAGAUAGGUUCACCCUAGAAAAUAUGUUCGCGAUGGAGCUUGGAAAGUAUCAAGAUAUCGCCAAAGAAAUUGUGAUGAAUGCUGUGAAGGAGCUUUCUAUAGAGAGAGGCUUGAAAGAACUGACUGAGGUCUGGAAACAUAUGGAGUUCACUGUUGUGAAGCAUUUUAAGGGCGUCGAGGACCGUGGAUUCAUCCUCGGGCCCAUCGACGAAUUGAAUCAAGUUUUAGAAGACAAUAUGAUGAACGUGAAUGGCAUGGCCGCAUCGCAAUUUAUCGGCCCUUUUCUCAGAAGCGUGCAGAAAUGGGAGGACAUCAUGCACACGAUCUCCGAGGUUCUGGAACUGUGGACGCAGCUUCAAAAGAAGUGGUUGUAUCUCGAGGGCAUUUUCGUGGGCGGCGACAUUCGGCUUCAGUUGCCAGACGAGGCGAAGAAGUUCGACGAAAUCGACAAGUCGUUUAGGAAGACCAUGAACGACACGUCGAAGAGGUUGAAUGUUCUCGAGUGUUGCACUAUUAAAGGUCGAAAGGAGGAUUUCGAAGCGAUGAUCCACGGACUCGACAAGUGCCAGAAGUCCCUCACGGAUUAUUUGAACGCGAAACGGGCGAUCUUUCCAAGAUUCACUUUCCUCAGUGACGACGAAUUGCUCAGUAUACUUGGCAGUGGAGAUCCCACGGCCAUUCAAGAACACAUAGGAAAGAUGUUCGAUAAUUUGGACAAAUUCAGGUUCGAACUGAGCAACACCGAUCGAGUUGUGGCCACAGCUUUGAUAUCUUCCGAGAGGGAAGUGAUGGAGUUUCGAAACGAAGUCCUCACCGAUGGGAAGAUCGAGGAAUGGAUGGUGGUCGCUCUCGAGGAAAUGAAGAAGUCGAAUCGAUACUUGACGAAGAAAGCUGUCUACAAUUAUGGAAAGGUGAAACGAGAAAAGGAAGAUAAAAUUCAAGCACCGAGAACAGAAUGGAUGCUGGAUUUCCAAGGAAUGAUGAUCCUAGCGGCGGAUCAAAUAUGGUGGACAGCCGAGGUGGAGAACGUGUUCGUGAAAAUUUCACGAGGUGAAAAACGUGCAAUGAAAGAGUAUUUGAAACAAUUGAACAAUCAGCUGGACGAAGUGGUAACUUUAAUGGGCGGCGAUACGUUGACAAACAACGAUAGAAAGAAGUUUGAUAUGAUACUUACGCUCGAUGUUCACAUGCGAGACAUUGUCGAAGGUUUCGUUAGGGACAAUAUUAUAGAUCCUACGGAAUUCGAAUGGGAAAGUCAGCUGAGAUUUUAUUGGGUUCACGAUCUGGACAAUGUCUGGAUGCACCAGUGCACGGGAACGUUCGAAUACGGAUACGAAUACAUGGGUCUUAACGGCAGGCUUGUGGUCACACCUUUAACUGGCAGAAUAUAUUUAACUAUUACUCAGGCUCUCUCGAUGCACCUGGGCGGUGCUCCUGCAGGGCCUGCUGGUACUGGUAAGACAGAGACUACAAAGGACUUGGCCAAAGCGUUGGGAUUAUUAUGCAUCGUUACAAAUUGUGGCGAAGGAAUGGAUUACGUGGCAAUUGGGAAGACACUUAGCGGUUUGGCGCAAUGUGGUGCAUGGGGAUGCUUCGAUGAGUUCAAUCGUAUCGACAUUUCGGUGCUUUCUGUAAUUUCCACGCAACUGCAAACAAUACGUUCCGCGUUGCAAGUGAAAGCAACAAGAUUCCUGUUCGAGUCCCAGGACAUCGUGCUCGACAGCAAAGUAGGCAUAUUCAUAACGAUGAAUCCUGGAUACGCUGGUCGCACGGAAUUGCCGGAAUCGGUGAAAGCGCUGUUCAGGCCUGUAGUUUGCAUAGUUCCGGAUAACGAGCUGAUCUGCCAGAUAAAGUUGUUCAGUUCCGGCUUCUUGACCGCCAAAGUUCUGGCCAAGAAAAUGACUGUCCUGUAUAAACUGGCGCGCGAUCAACUGAGCAAGCAGAAUCACUACGACUUUGGUCUGAGGGCUCUCAAAUCCGUGCUCAAUAUGGCUGGUCACCUUAAACGAACUUCCGGCGACCUGGAGGAAAGUUUGGUGCUCAUGAGAGCCCUCAGGGACAUGAACGUACCAAAAUUUAUCUUCGAUGACGUGCCCUUGUUCUUGGGUCUGAUCGCGGACCUAUUUCCGGAUCUCGAUUGCCCCAGAGUUCAUUAUCCGGAUUUUAACGAGGCUGUGAAUCACGUCCUCGAAGAACACGGAUACUGCAUUUUGGAUCAGCAAAUCGACAAAGUUGUUCAAUUGUACGAAGUGAUGAUGACCAGACACUCGACCAUGAUAGUUGGACCCACAGGCGGAGGUAAAACUGUCGUGAUCGAAACCUUGUGCGGGGCACAGACUCGUUUGGGGAAACCAACGAAACUUUUUACUCUAAACCCAAAGGCAUGCACGGUGAACGAACUUUACGGAGUGCUGGACCCAACGACUCGCGAUUGGACAGACGGUCUUCUGAGCAAUAUAUUUCGCGAAGUAAACAGACCACUGGAGACGGACUCGAGUGAAUUAAGAUAUAUUCUGUUCGACGGCGACGUGGACCCUCAAUGGAUCGAAAAUAUGAACUCGGUGAUGGACGACAACAAAUUGCUAACUCUAGCGAACCAGGAGAGGAUCAGGAUGCUGAAUCAUUGCAGCCUGCUGUUCGAAGUAGGCGACCUGCAGUAUGCAUCGCCGGCAACAGUGUCGAGAGCUGGCAUGGUGUACGUGGAUCCGAAGAACCUGGGUUACCAUCCUUACAUAGACAAAUGGUUACGGGGCAAAAACAAAUCCGACCAGGAGUUCUUGAGCAAAACGUGCGAGAAGUACGUGGACGGCGCAAUCGAGCUCAUUAUACACGGAAUGUUAGGCAUGCAGGCGGUACAGCCGCUUAAGAUGAUCAUACCACAAACUGGAUUGAACAUGGUAACACAACUCUGUUACGUCUUCGACGGCCUACUAUCGAUUCUGGAUGAAGCUUCAGCCAUUGCGGCUCGAACCGAAGACGACGAAGAUGUACAUCAGGAGCUAUUGAUCACCAGGGAUGAAAUUCUCGAAGCAAUGUAUAUACAAGCCUGUUACUGGUCGUUGGGUGCUACUUUAGUCGCUGAAAAUAAGCCAGAGUUCGACGAGUACAUUAAAAAGACAAGUGGACUCAUGCUCGUUCAAGACACCGUUGAUAAACCAGCGACUGUGCGAUACCUCCCUGUAACGUACAGGACAUUGUACGAUUACUAUUUGGACAUAGAAAAGAACGUUUGGGUGCCAUGGAUGUUCGUGAUCCCGAAAUACGUGCACGACAGACAGAAAAAUUUCUCAGAAAUCUUGGUUCCCACCAUCGAUACUCUACGAACGACUUGGUUUAUCCAAACGAUGAAUACGCUUAAUCGUCCGGCACUUUUGGUUGGCGAGACUGGCACCGCGAAGACGGCUAUAAUCCAGGAAUUUCUACGACACCUGAACAAUGAAAAAUACAAUCAACUUCUAAUCAAUUUCUCGUCGAGAACAACGUCGAUGGACGUGCAAAACAACAUAGAAGCAGUGGUAGAUAAAAGAACAAGGGAGACGUACGGCCCACCGCCUGGCAAGAAGCUGCUGGUAUUCAUCGAUGACAUGAACAUGCCAAUGGUGGACACUUAUGGCACUCAGCAACCGAUCGCUCUUCUCAAGUUUCUGUUCGAAAGAGGCGGAUUUUACGAUCGCGGGAAAGACCUAUCGAUGAUGUACAUGAAAGAUAUGUGCUACCUAGCAGCGAUGGGAGAACCAGGUGGCGGCAGAAACGAUGUCGAUCCAAGAUUCAUCUCCAUGUUUACCGUUUACAACGUUACAAUUCCAUCGAACGAAACUCUCAACUAUAUUUACACGAGUAUACUGGGUGGACACUUCGAAAUAUUCGAGGAGGAAGUGCAAGCGAUCACCGACGAUUUGGUGCAAAUAACGUUGGAUCUUUACGAGAUAGUUACUGCGGAAUUGCUACCAACACCGAACAAAUUCCAUUACAUUUUCAACAUGCGAGACCUAUCGAGGAUCACGGCUGGCCUUCUCCAAAGCCACCCGGAUUACUUGCCAACGAUGAAACAGAUCGUCAGACUCUGGAGGAACGAGUUCACCAGGGUCAUAUGCGAUCGUCUGAUCAACGAAGAAGACGAGAACCUGGUCGCUGAACGCAUAAAGCAGAAGAUCGAGGAGCACUGGGAAGACGAACACGAAGUGAUCGAAUAUACCAUGAGAGAUCCUCUGCUUUUUGGCGACUUCAGGAACGCGAUCCACGAAGAAGAACCGCGAUUCUACGAGGACUUGCUAGAUUUCGAGGCCGUCUACAAUUUGUUUCUAGAGAUUUUCGAGGACUACAACGAGAGGAAUAUGACAAAACUCCACAUGGUCCUGUUCAACGAUGCACUCGAGCACCUGACCAGAGUUCAUAGGGCACUCAGGAUGCACCGUGGUCACGUUCUGGUCAUUGGUAUCGGUGGAAGUGGCAAGAAAUCGGUAAUAAAGUUGGCUGCGUUCGCAGCAGGCUUCCAGAUCUUCGAGAUCGGCUUGAGUCGCGGCUACAACGAGGCGUCUUUUCGCGAGGGCAUGAAAACGCUCUACAACAUGGUCGGCGUGGAUAAUAAGAGGGUCGUGUUCCUCUUCACGUCCUCUCAUAUCGUGGACGAGAGUUUUCUGGAACUCGUGAACAACAUGCUGAUGAUAGGCGUCGUGCCGUCUCUGUACACCGAUGAGGAGAAGGACGAAGUCAUUAACCUUACCAGAGAUCAGGCUAAGGAUGCUGGUUUUGGGGUUACCAGGGAAAGCGUGUGGUCGUAUUUUGUGAAGACCAGCAUGUCCAAUUUACGAAUCGCGUUAUCCAUGAGCCCAGCUGGAGAUUCCUUAAGAAUGAGAUGUCGUAGUUACCCUGGAUUGGUGAACAGCACAACGAUAGAUUGGAUGUUCCCUUGGCCCGAACAGGCUCUAGUAGCAGUGGCUAAUGUUACUCUCAGAGAUAAUCCAAACGUACCGCAAAACUUCAGGGAAUUAUUAGUGGAGCACAUGGUGUACGUGCACAAAACGGUCUGCGAUUACACGGUCGAGUUUCAAACGAAAUUACGAAGACGAAACUACGUGACCCCGAAGCACUAUCUGGAUUUCAUAAACACGUACUUGAACCUUUUGCUGGAGACGAAGGAGUACAUUAGCUCGCAAUGCGAUCGACUUUCCGGAGGUUUGCAAAAGAUCGCGGAGGCCUCGGUGACGCUGACCGAGCUCAACGAGAUCCUCGCCGUGCAAAGGGUAAAGGUGUCGGAUCAAACGAAGAACUGCGAGCAAUUGCUCUCCUCUAUCGGCGAGAGCACGGAUAUUGCGGUUGAAAAGAAGCAGCUGAGCGAGGAGAAAAGAAAGGAAAUAGAAGAUCAGAGAAAAAUUAUUAAUAAAGAACAAACGGAAGCCAGGCAGGCGUUGGCCGAGGCGCAACCUGCCCUCGACGCUGCUAGAUUGGCUCUUGGGGAGCUCGACAAAGCGGAUAUUACUGAAAUAAGAUCUUUCGCGACUCCACCGGAGGCCGUGCAAAUAGUCUCGGAAUGCGUGGCAAUGUUACGAGGCGUGAAGGAUACCUCUUGGAAGGGCGCGAAGGGAAUGAUGGGCGAUCCCGCGUUCCUGCGGACGUUGCAAGAAAUGAACUGCGAUAAAAUCACGCUGAAACAGCAACAAGCAGUCAGAGCACACUUGAAGAAAACCACCAAGCUGGACCAAAUGCAGUACAUCAGCAAAGCUGGAUUUGGCCUCUACAAAUUCGUACUCGCCGUGUUGGACUAUUGCGCCGUUUUCAGAGAGGUAAAACCAAAAAUAGAUCGAGUUAAGGAGCUGGAGGAGGAAUCGGUACGAGCUCGAAAGGCUUUGGAGCGAGAGGAACGUGAAUUGAGGAGGAUCGAGAAGGCCAUAGGUGAACUGAACGCGAAGUACGAGAACGCGAUGACGGAGAGACAGAAGCUGCAAGAAGAGACGGAUCUUCUGCAAAGGCGACUGAUAGCCGCCGACAAAUUAAUCAACGGCCUUUCUUCGGAGACCGAGCGAUGGAAAGUGGAAUUGAAAAACUUACAGGGACAAAUCGAGACGAUCGUUGGCAACUGUCUCCUCUCCGCUGGUUUCCUCGCGUACUGCGGACCGUUUUCGUACGAGUAUCGAAAUCAGAUGUUGUACGACGAUUGGAUGAAGAGCGUGGUGGAGAAAGAGAUCCCUUUCACGGAGACCUUUAAAAUAGAAACGCAACUGAGCAACGACGUCGAAGUUAGCACAUGGACGUCAGAAGGUCUACCGCCGGAUGAACUAUCGGUGCAAAACGGUAUUUUAACAACAAGAGCAUCGAGGUUCCCGAUUUGCAUCGAUCCUCAGCAACAAGCUCUUAACUGGAUAAAGAAGAAGGAGCAGAAGAAUCUGAAGAUACUCUCGUUCACGGACGCGGACUUCCUGAAGCACGUGGAACUGGCGAUAAAGUAUGGCCUUCCAGUUUUGUUCCAGGACGUCGACGAAGUCGAUCCCGUCUUGGACAACCUUCUAUCGAGAAACAUACAAAAUAUUAGCGGUCGGAUGUUCGUUCUCCUCGGUGAUAAAGAAGUAGACUACGAUCCGAAAUUUCGGAUGUACCUGACGACCAAAGUGUCGAAUCCAAUGUUUGAUCCUGCCCUGUACGCCAAAGCCACCGUGAUCAACUACAUGGUGACCCUAGGGGGCUUGGAAGAUCAACUGCUGUCGGUGGUGGUAAGGACAGAAAGACCGGACGUCGAGGAGCAACGCGAAACGCUGAUAAUCGAGACCAGCGAGAACAAGAAUUUGCUCCAGCAGCUCGAAGACAGCUUGCUGCUGGAGAUCGCCACCAAUCAGGGCAAUAUGCUUGACAACCUGGAGCUGGUGGAAACAUUGGAGAACACGAAAUCGAGCGCGGACGAAGUGAUGACGAAACUGUACCUGGGCGAAGUCACAGCGGCGGACGUGAACAAACUACGAGACGGAUAUCGAUCGGUGGCGAAGCGUGGAGCGAUCUUAUUUUUCGUCCUGGCUGAUAUGGCGACGGUGAACACUAUGUACCAGUACUCGUUGAUAAGUUACGUGGAGGUGUUCGCUAAUUCCCUGAAGAAAUCACUGCCGGAUCCAUCGUUGCAACACCGUCUGAAUAAUAUCAUUCUGAUGCUGACGAAGAACGUGUACGAUUACGGUUGCACGGGUAUAUUCGAGAGGCACAAGCUUCUCUUCUCGUUUCAAAUUUGCACCCGGCUGCAGCAGAGCUUGAAUCGCGUCCUCCAGCCACAACUGGACUUCUUCAUCAAGGGCAGUAUCGAGCUACAAAAGUCGCCCAAGGCCAAUCCCACUAACUGGCUGCCCGCUGCCAGAUGGGUGGACCUGCUUAAACUGAGCACCGACUUCCCGGACACUUUCGGUCAACUUCCGGAGGAAUUGCAGCAGCACGGAGAGGAAUGGCAAAAUUGGUACGACAUGGAUGAUCCAGAAUCCGAAGAUUUCCCUCUGGACUACUCCGAGAAGUUGCAACCCUUCGAAAAAUUAAUGUUGAUACGAUGUUUUCGCGUCGAUCGUGUGUAUCGAGGCAUCAUCAAUUACAUCAGCGAAAUCAUGGGCGAAGAGUAUAUCACUCCGCCUCACAUCAGCUUUGAAAUGAUUUUCGAACAGAGUAUGCCCUCGAUGCCUGUCGUUUUCAUUCUGAGCCCUGGAUCGGAUCCAUCGUCCGAAUUGAUGAAGUUGGCCGAAGGAUAUGGUUUCGGGGGCGGAAAAUUUAAAUACUUGUCUCUGGGGCAGGGCCAAGAAAAGACCGCGAUAGAAUUACUGGAACUAGCUGUAUCCAGAGGGCAAUGGCUGAUGCUGCAAAAUUGCCAUCUGCUGUUAAGCUUUACAAAAGAGCUGGAAAAACUUCUGGAGAGUACUGGAAAGCUACAUCCCGACUUUCGUUUAUGGCUGACAACAGAUCCAACCCCAAAUUUUCCUAUUGGAAUAUUACAAAAGUCCUUUAAAGUGGUUACGGAGCCACCGAGUGGUUUGAAGUUAAAUCUCGAGAACACUUACUUCAAAAUUAAACCCAACACCCUGAGUGCCUGCGAGCAUCCCGUUUACAAACACCUAAUUUACGUUCUAGCUUUUUAUCACGCGGUAGUCCAGGAAAGAAGAAGGUACGACAAAAUUGGCUGGAACAUAAGCUACGAUUUCAACGAAUCGGAUUUCAACGUGUGUACGACUAUCCUAGACACAUAUUUGACUAAGGCGUUUAAAGCAAACGACACCAGAAUACCUUGGAACAGCUUGAAGUAUCUUAUAGGCGAAGUAAUGUACGGUGGAAGAGUGAUAGACAGUUACGAUCGUCGAGUCUCCGAAACCUACAUGGACGAAUAUUUCGGGGACUUUUUGUUCGACGUCUUUCAGCCCUUCCAUUUCUAUCACGACGAGUACGUUGAUUACGUGAUACCGCCGGAAGGGGAACGUGACGAUUACCUGAAGUUCAUUCAGGAACUCCCACUGGUGAAUUCCCCGGAAGUCUUUGGACUCCAUCCAAAUGCCGAAAUUGGGUACUUCACUCAAGCAGUGAAGGAAAUGUGGAACAAUCUUAUAGAAUUGCAACCGCAAACUGGUAAGGGCGUCAGCGGAACUGGAAUAAGCAAAGAUGAAUUUAUCGACAACAUCGCCAAGGAGAUCUUGAACAAAGUUCCUUCGGAGUUCGAUCUGAUUAAAGUGAAGAAAGCUUUCGGGGUAUCCGUGACGCCGACGGCGAUCGUUCUUUUCCAAGAAUUGGAGAGAUUUAAUAAGUUAAUUAGCACGAUGAAGAGGACGCUAUCGCAUUUAAGCAAGGCUAUUGCUGGCGAAAUUGGAAUGGACACGCUGUUGGAGAGCAUUGCUACAGCUUUGUACAAUGGCGUAUUACCAAAAGAAUGGUCCAGAUUAGCGCCAGACACGAGAAAGAACCUUGCUGGUUGGAUGGAACACUUUGAAAAGAGAAUACAACAAUAUACUGACUGGUCAGGCGCGAACGAGCCAAUAGUUCUCUGGAUAGCCGGAUUGCACAUUCCGGAAACUUAUUUAGCAGCUCUCGUACAAAUGGCUUGUCGCAGAAACGAUUGGUCCCUCGAUCGUUCGCUCACUUACACGGAGGUAUCGAAGUACAGCAAGCCUGAUCAAAUAGAAGAGAGACCAGACCAGGGAUGCUAUGUAAGCGGGUUGUAUCUGGAAGGUGCUAGAUGGGACAUGGAAGAAAAGUGUCUGAGAAGAUCGCAUCCAAAGAUUCUGGUCGAAGAGCUACCGAUACUUAUCGUUAUUCCAGUCGAAGCUCAUCGACUCAGGCUUCAAAAUACUUUCAAAACGCCCGUGUACACGACGUCUAAUCGACGCAACGCGAUGGGAGUAGGUCUGGUGUUCGAAGCAAACCUUGCUACGCCAGAGCACAUAUCGCACUGGGUGCUCCAGGGAGUUUGUUUAAUAUUAAAUACCGAUUAA
Molecule: messenger RNA, 14763 nt
Organism: Colletes gigas
Lineage: Eukaryota; Metazoa; Arthropoda; Insecta; Hymenoptera; Colletidae
Gene: Dhc98D
Product: dynein axonemal heavy chain 10
Exons: 59
Coding region: 1-14763 (4920 amino acids)
Biological process (GO): microtubule-based movement
Cellular component (GO): dynein complex
Molecular function (GO): ATP hydrolysis activity; minus-end-directed microtubule motor activity; dynein light intermediate chain binding
Source: RefSeq, a predicted model, not a curated record